Messenger RNA from Trematosphaeria pertusa, 2340 nucleotides. Its product is annotated as C2 domain-containing protein. The transcript is spliced from 2 exons. The record is from RefSeq and is a predicted model, not a curated record. Gene Ontology annotation, biological process: positive regulation of gene expression. NCBI's taxonomy places the organism in Eukaryota, Fungi, Ascomycota, Dothideomycetes, Pleosporales, Trematosphaeriaceae. Bases 257 to 2101 code for a protein of 614 amino acids.
UCGCUAGUGGCGGCGACCCUGUCUUGCGCUGAUCCUUAGCGCUGCCUUGCUUUUGCGCAGCUCUGCGGGCCGCGUUAUCCCCAGCCUCUCUACCCACGGCGCACGCUGCAUGUUAUGACAGACUUGACGUAUUUGACCCAUCUUUAAUCGUAGUACCUUAUUGCGGCCCCGGAUUGUCCGCGCACUACAAGCGCCGGCUUCAACGCGCAAUCAGCUCGGCGCCGGCCAUCACUAGAUCCAGCGCUCACGUACAGUAAUGGCAGAAGAGAAGGACUCGAGGCAAGACCCCGUUGCGAAUGGCGGCGCUACAAAUGGCAAUGCGCCCAAGAUAUCGGAGAAGAAUGAGCGCGGCGCGCUGCCUCAGCCGCCAAAGCCGCAAAAGACCGGGACAGGCGGAAGCAAGAAGGGUCCGGCGGGCGGCUUCGACGAUACUCCCUUACCGCACGCACCGCCAGGCUAUACAAUCAAGAUUACCCUCCAUCGCGCGACAAACCUCCCUCUCGCCGAUAUCAAUACUCUUUCCGCCGAUCCCUUCAUCGUAGCCCAGCUCAAAACCUCCCUCCCGACGCGGCACAAAGAAGACCCUCCGCUGCAAUUGCGCACUCCUACAAAGCGACAGACUACCGAUCCGGUAUGGAAUACAGAGUGGGUAAUUGCCAACGUGCCGGCGACGGGCUUCAAUCUGAAGUGCCGGAUAUUCGACGAGGACCCCGCCGAUCACGAUGACCGUUUGGGCAAUGCUCAUGUUUUCGUAGAUUACAUAGACGAGAAUUGGCCGGGCAUAAAAGAUGCGGCAUAUUCCAUCAAGAAGCGCAUGGGGAGCAAGAGGGCAUAUUUGCUGCGCGCGAUUGCUGUCUGCUUUAACAAGGUUGAACACAUGAACGGCUCCCUCUACGUGAGCGUGGAGCUACUGGGGAAGACGCCGACCGACAACGGCGGCCGCGUAUACACAGUCGGCCCUCAAUUCUGGAUACGGCAUUACUCGCCGCUUUUGGGACGACUAUUGGGCCAGAAAGAGCCCAACGAGGGCGGGGUGUCGAAGAAGACGGGCAAGCCCAAGUCCGACAGAUACAACUUCCAGUCAAACCAGAUGCAGUUGCGCGGUCCCGUACCGGAAGCCAUGUACCAUCGCUACGUCGAGUUCAAGCCGUUUGUCAAGUCUAUGUUCACAGCGAAAGGAGUCCGCGGCUUCAUACUAUCGAAGGCGCUGCACCAUCAGCACGCGCGCGUAUACAACUUUGACCGGGAAACCGUAUACGAGGUAAUCCAAGAGCCGUGCAAGGAGUUUACGCUCAAGUUCCUUGAAUUAGUGCACUUCGACAAGGGAGGACGGAUCUUCACCUACGUCCUAACAUUGGACUCCCUCUUCCGAUUCACAGAAACCGGCAAGGAGUUUGGCAUCGACAUGUUGUCCAAGCACACCAUGCACAGCGAUGUGGCCGCAUAUGUUGCCUUCUCAGGCGAAUUUUUCAUCCGGCGGUUGAAGCACCACCAUCGCGAUCCUCCUGAAGUGGGAGGCCACAACGAAAGCCAUCCACCAGAUGAGAUCGCCGGCGGGCCUCCCAAAGAAGGGCCCAAAAACGACCCUUCAUACUAUGAACUAAUAAUCGACAAUGACUCCGGGACCUACCGGCCAAACGCUAAGCUGCUCCCCGAGCUCAAAGUCUUCUUCGAAGCGAACUUCCCAGGUCUCAAGGUCGUGACGCUGGACUGCCAAGAGGACGCUGAGAAGAUGGAGGCCAUGAAGAAGGAGCAGCGCGAGCGCAAGAAAGCGGAGGGCGAGCAGAUCAUCUACACGCAGAUCAGCAGAAGUAGCAGCAUGAGCUCCUCCGAUGUUGAAGAGCUUGACCGCAUUGAGGCGGCUGGCGAGAGGCCUGAACCGCAUCUUCGCCAUCAGAUCAUGAGAGAGGCAAAUGCGAGAGCAGACGCUGCAAAGCUACACAUGAAGGAGUACAGACCGAGCCAGAAUCGCGAGGGCUGGAGAGGGAGUAACCAUCAGCCGAAGCAGGACGACGAGGCUGUGGCGAAGGCGAGAGCAGAGGCAGGACAGGCUGAACCUGGGGAAGCGUCGACUGCUGCUGCGAGCGAGCAGCCAAGGUAGCGACUUAUUUCUAUUCUAGUAUCAUGACUGGGUUCUCUUAUAUUUGCGUUGGAUACAGUCGUUUUGGCGUCUUCAGUCUAUACGCUCUGGGAGGAGGGAAGGACUUUGAGCUCGCUCACUAUCCUGGAAAGAUACCCGCUAUUUCUUUGGUAUUCACCACCUCGAGAACCGCUCCAUUCCCGUUGUCCACAUAGUUACGUACAUCCAUAAUUGUAGUAUCUGAAUCUAUCUUUCGAGCC